CGGAAGUGGAAGGCGGAAGUUAGUUAAACGCGGCAAGUUGUUGCGAACUCCAGUUCUUGUUGGCAACAAUGGAGGAGAAUGGUAAAGUGCUUGAUAAUUGGCGGACGAGUUUAUUGUCUCGGCUGCCGCAUGUACAACUUACUACUGGGGUUGUUCUGACUGUGUUGAUGUCUCUAGUAGUCUCCGCUCCGGCACUAAUGAGAGUGGGCGAGAACGAUGAGCUGGGACCUCGGUUUGAUUUAGAGCCUGGAUCGCUGGAAACCGCCACAGUGUACAGAUUGUUCAUCUACAUCUAUUUCCAUGAGGAUUUUUCAUCUCUGGCGUGCAGCUUCCUGAUGAUUUGGUACUUUGGAGGAGGCUUUGAGGAGAAUGUUGGUACAGCAAAGUUUUGGCUUCUCACGCCUGUCUUCGCAGUCUCUUCGGGACUUCUCUACCUAGCAAUCCUGGCCACAGGCCUCAGUUGGCAAGCAAAUGUGACCGUCCAAGGCUUCACAAGUGUGGCAUUUGCCAUGUUGAGUGUAUUCACCACUCGGUCCUUCUUGAGACGCAUGCUGUUCUUUGGGUUCAUGGUACCAACUAAAGUGCUGCCUCUAUUCUUUCUGGUCCUGGCAUUAUUUCUUCCCCAUGCUCCGGUUCUCAGCAAUGUUUGUGGUAUUCUAGUUGGCAUUGCUUAUGGAAUGAGCGGCUGCUUUUGUCUUGGUCUUCCUGAGUCGAUAAUGUCUCGAAUAGAUCACACGUUUCCAUGCAGGUUACUGAAACGCAUUCCAAUUUGGACUUAUGUGCCUGGUUCUUCUGCUGAGAGGAAUGCUGCCCAAAGUAGGAAGAUAAAUCCACCACCAGGAUCCUACCCCACACAGCAGUAUUACACUCCUCCUCAAGGACUCCAUGAUGCCUAUUCACCCUAUCACAAUCUGAAACCUACUGGAAAUUGGCCCCCAUCCAUGGCACCAGCAGGCCCCUCAUCAUAUUCUACGACAUCCCCUCCAGGGGUUUAUCAGAAGCCUCAUACGUGCUCAGGGGGACAUUCUCAUUUAAACACUUCCACAUCUACGACUAUAGGUGGAGCCAGUGUUCCACCCGGAAAUGAUUUGCAGCAAGUACGGACACAGUAAAAAAAAAUAUCAUAGUUCAUGCAUGAGUCAAUCACCUGCUGACAACA
Messenger RNA from Xenopus laevis (African clawed frog), 1159 nucleotides. It is a transcript of the gene rhbdd2.S, whose product is annotated as rhomboid domain containing 2 S homeolog. Bases 69 to 1112 code for a protein of 347 amino acids. Lineage: Eukaryota; Metazoa; Chordata; Amphibia; Anura; Pipidae. The transcript is spliced from 4 exons. Gene Ontology annotation, molecular function: serine-type endopeptidase activity. Gene Ontology annotation, cellular component: membrane. The record is from RefSeq and is a predicted model, not a curated record.